This is a messenger RNA of Anolis sagrei ordinatus, 2878 nucleotides long. It is a transcript of the gene TAGLN3, whose product is annotated as transgelin 3. Gene Ontology annotation, molecular function: actin filament binding. Gene Ontology annotation, cellular component: actin cytoskeleton. The record is from RefSeq and is a predicted model, not a curated record. Gene Ontology annotation, biological process: actin filament organization. Lineage: Eukaryota; Metazoa; Chordata; Lepidosauria; Squamata; Anolidae.
ACACAGUAGGAGGACCUCUUUGACAGCACUUAGCAACGCCCCUGCUUUGACCCUCCUCAUCUGUGAGGAAAAUCAAAUCAAUACUCUCUUCUUCAAAUCACGAUGCUCCCGCAGCAGCAGCAGUACCAGGAGCGGCAGAAGACUGCAGUAGCUGCCUCUGACUCUUCUUAAAUUUUGCCAGCAUCUCUCUCGCUUCGAUGAUCUCCACAUUUCUGGACUUGGAUCAUUGCUGAGGAGUCCUGCCCGUCUGCCACUGAAAGGAUCUUCUACAUUGUCCUAAAUGGCCAACAGAGGACCGAGCUAUGGCUUAAGCCGGGAAGUUCAGGAGAAGAUUGAACAGAAGUAUGACCCAGAACUGGAGAGUCGACUGGUAGACUGGAUUAUUAUACAGUGUGGUGAAAAUAUAGAGCAUCCCCCACCUGGAAGGCAACAUUUUCAGAAAUGGUUAAUGGAUGGAACACUGCUGUGCAAGUUAAUAAACAGUUUACAUCCCAAGGGAAAAGAACCCAUUCCAAAGAUCACAGAAUCAAAGAUGGCUUUCAAGCAAAUGGAGCAAAUUUCCCACUUUCUGAAAGCUGCAGAAAUCUAUGGUGUACGAACAACAGAUAUUUUCCAGACAGUGGAUUUAUGGGAAGGAAAAGAUAUGGCUGCUGUGCAAAGAACCUUAUUGGCUUUGGGCAGUGAAGCUGUCACAAGGGAUGAUGGAUGUUACAGAGGCGAUCCAUCCUGGUUUCACAGAAAAGCACAGAGAAACCAACGAGGGUUUUCAGAAGAGCAACUUCGUCAAGGACAGAAUGUCAUUGGCCUCCAAAUGGGGAGUAACAAGGGAGCAUCCCAGUCUGGGAUGACUGGAUAUGGCAUGCCAAGACAGAUAAUAUAGGCUACUCCACCAAGAACACUCACUCACACGAUCUAUAGCAUGGCCUGACUGGGAAAAAUAGCUACUUAAUGUUCAUGCUAAAAUCUGCUUCUACUUUUUUUUCCUCUAAGAUUUUUGGAUCUACCUAUAUAUUUUUCAGAUGCGACCUUUCAACCUAAAAUGUGGAUCUAUGUGCUUGUUGCGUACCAGCUCACACAGCACGCUGGUACCAUAUAAUGUUCAUUUUGAACUAUGCAAAGACUAUUUUUCUGUAUUUAUUUGCAAAUUUGUUACCUUCUGUACCUGUGUCUUAUUGAACUUGCUCUUGCACCUAUUUUAUCUUGUUCUCCACUCUGCUUAUGGGAUGCCUCCAUCACUUACAAUAAAAUUAAAAAAGAGGGUGAAUGGGAAAGAACUGAGAGAUGCACUCUGGAAAAAAGAAAUACAAAAGGUAGCAUAGGUAUGUCCCUGAACCUGGAAAAGUUGCUUUUUGGAAUACAGCUCCUUGAAUUUUUCAGUCAACAUGGUGGAUAGUCAUGUUGUCCAAGGAUCUGUGGAAUCUAUAGUACAGGAAAAAUGACCCUUACAAGCUUUCUUAUGUUUUGGGUUGUUCUGAAGGGUAAGUAGAGGGAAUAUGCUUCACAUUACUUGAUACAUGGAGCCUAAAUACCUUAAAGGCACUAGAUGUUAUACUUACAUGGGAAAGCACCAAGAAAUACCAGGUUCUGUAGGCUAGGCUGUAUUUCAAAACCACUCUUAGUUUUCUUUAUUUAAGAAAACCUUGUGAAAUUCAUUUGGUUGCAAUGAUGUUAAAGGCAACUUGAAGGCACACACACUCUUGAUACAUAGACCUCUAGGCAAGUCAUUGAUUGGAACUGCAAUGGAGAUGAAGCUGGAACUGAUGUUCAAAGAUACAAAUUAACCCUUCAGCACAAAUCUUAGGCAGUUUGGAUAAGUUAUCCCACCACUGCAAAAGUUGGACUUAGUGGCAACUUAUAAAAGUAAGGAUAACUGAUCUGAAGAAGAAACCCAGAAAGACUACUUUAUAAGCAGAAAAAGGAAGAAGAGGUUAACAAGCAAGUUCAUGAAAACAGAGCUUAGAUCUUAUAGUUAGUCCCAAUUAAAGCAGACUCACUCAAAUGACAGGAACUCGAUAGCUCAACGCUUAUGUAAGUUUCAUUACUUAACUGCACCUACUCUAUUUGUUGAGGCUGAAUAUAUUCUUUCAUCUAAAGAGCACCAGGCAGCAUAUGUGAAUUUUUUUUGCCAUAAGAAUAUGUGAAAAUAUCUGCCAUUCAAUGAGAUUUGAUGGUAUCAAACUAUGGACCUUUACACAUUGGCUUAUUUUUGGCAGUGGUGGUGGGUUAUUUGCACUUUUGCCACGGAGCCUGCCAGCUUCCAUCACACACAGUAAAUGUACUUCUGGGGUGGUUCUGUGACAAAAACCCUGCUGCUGCUGAAAAAUUGCUGAAAUCUGGGUUUAGCCAGCUUAAAGAGGCUUCCCCCUAUGUGAUGAAGUAGGGAGGAAACCAGGACAAUGCAAGGUGACAGAUCCCCAUGCCCCCUGGUCAAGUGCCACUGACAUCAGCACAAUUUGCAGCUAUAUUUGAUGAUUCCGGUGAGACAGGUGAAGAGGCCCCUUAUAGCAUAGAAGUGAGAGUCACACAGUCUGUGGGGCAAUGCAAUCCCAUGGUCAGCUUUGUGGAUCCCAGAGCCCCAUCCUCUUCAUUUUUGGGUUAACAGUGAAGAAGCCUCCAGAAGACAUGAUUCACCUCUAAAACAAGUUCCAUGCAUCUUGUGUUAUCUUCUCUGACAUUUUUUAAAAGCUUGAUGAAAUCUUCUAAAAUUGAAAGUUAGCCCUCAGGAACUUCUGGAAAUAGUUGGUGAAAACUAUUGUAAGGCUGGAGUGUACAUAUAUUGAUAGGAACUGACUUCAAGACCUUCCAAUUGUAAUUCCCUCCAGUAACUGUAGUAUAGUACCUCAGUUUUCAGAUUUUAAUUACAUCUUUUUGCUCUCUA